GGGUAAGGAGUUUGUGGGUAUUUCUGAGGGUUUUAUUUGAGUUGUGAGCUCAGAGAAAGCGAUUAAAGACAGACGCGCGACAGGCGCAUAUUUUCAGCGCAUAUUUGCGGGAGGGGGAGGUGCGGAAAUCGCGCACUGUUAGCGGUAGUGCAGCAGCGGAGAAGAAGAAGAAGGAGGAGGAGUAGAAGGAGUUGUUGGUGGAGGAGAAGAAGAAGAAGAAGUCAUGGAGUUUGAAGCGGUUGUGAAGCAGCGCACGGAGAGGUUCCGCGACGAGGAGCUGCACGUGCUGGUGGAGGAGAUCCUGAACCCGAACAACAAGCUGAGCCGCAGCGUCCCGAAUAAGGAGCGACGGAAAGCGUGGCGGGACAUGCUGCGGCGGGUCAACUCGGUGUCGCGGUCGAAGCGCACGCUGCUGCAGCUGAAGAAGCGCUACUACGACGUGAAGCGGCAGCGCGGCAGCAACAUUAAGCAGCUGUAUAACCGGGUGGUGGUGCGGCUCACCGGCGGAGAUCUGUACAGCAACAUUAAACAGGAGCCGAUGGAGAUCAGCCUGGAGCAGCUCGACCCGCAACACGACUCCAAACUCAACGGCCUGCUGAUGCCCUGCGUCCCCAUGCUGAAACUGGAGGAUAUAGUCAUGCACUUUUCCAAAGCACCACUUUAUUGCAUGGAACUGGAGAAUCUAGCAGAAAAUGACCCUUCCCACUCAAACAAUCAGACCACUGUGCCCUCUGAUGCCCAAAACUGUACUGGUGACACUCAAAACUCUACUGGUGAUACUCAUGCAUCUACUGGUGAUACUCAAGACUCUACUGGUGAUGCCCAAGACUCUGCUUGCCACAGCGAGACCCCAGACUCUCCCACCACCAGCAGCGUCCAGGAUCAGCCCAGCCCGUUGGUCGUAGUAGAGGAGAUCUCAGCUGAGAUAAAGCGAAUGAACACUGCAUGCAGUGCCAUGCUCGCCAGCACUGCCCAAAUAGCAAGUACCAUCAAGGAAUUGGCCACGGUUAUUGGCACUUUAAAUUACCAGCGGAGAUAUUUCGGAGAGAGGAUGCUGCAGUCCAUGGAGAACAUUUCUGUUAUUAUGAAGGAACGACGGAAGUACCAGUAAUGCACAACAACCAAGACCCUCUACACCAAACACUAAGACCUUAAAAAGUCUACCAUGUUUCUUAUAUGCUAUAGUAUCAACACUGUAACCAAACUGUAUCAUAUUUAAUUAAAACAUACUGUUUCUCCUGCUCUUGUUGGAAUGUUCUUUAUACACAAGGCGUCUUAAAUAAGGUCUUAAAUUAGUUAAGCUUAAGCUUAGGCUUAAUUUUUUUCUUAAAAUGUCUUAAAUUUGUCUUUUAAAAUUCUUAAAAUUGGUUUAAUUAUCCAAAUUUCAUAGGCAAGUUAUCUUUUUACCUAUUACAGAUUUAAUGGCAGACUAAAUUAAGAAAGUAAGUAAGAAAUAAUUGGGAAUUGUACAUUUAAUAUAAACCAACUAGAUAGCCUUAAUGUUGCACUGGACUCUACAUUCAGUGUACAAAUAGUUCUACUUUUGAAAUCAGAAGCUCACUGUAAAUUUUGUAUAUUCUGUGCUUUGUUGCAAAAGUGGUUUCAACUUUGUUUCUUUGUAAUAUUAAAAACUCUGUAUACAGAUGCCCUGUAAAACACAGUAACGUUACAUAUGCAAAUUUUAUUAUCAGACAGUGGUUCAUAUUGUGUUGCUUUAUACUCUGACUGCAAGAUGGCAGAAUUGUACUGUGUUUUCAAAUCCCCCUGUUCUGACUGGAUGAAAAAAGUAAACUUUUCGUUUGCUCAGA
Messenger RNA from Astyanax mexicanus (Mexican tetra), 1808 nucleotides. RefSeq lists its product as uncharacterized. Lineage: Eukaryota; Metazoa; Chordata; Actinopteri; Characiformes; Acestrorhamphidae. The transcript is spliced from 2 exons. Bases 224 to 1111 code for a protein of 295 amino acids. Gene Ontology annotation, cellular component: nucleus. Gene Ontology annotation, biological process: regulation of transcription by RNA polymerase II. Gene Ontology annotation, molecular function: DNA-binding transcription factor activity, RNA polymerase II-specific; RNA polymerase II cis-regulatory region sequence-specific DNA binding. The record is from RefSeq and is a predicted model, not a curated record.